This is a messenger RNA of Lolium perenne, 1291 nucleotides long. RefSeq names its product fatty acid desaturase 4, chloroplastic. Lineage: Eukaryota; Viridiplantae; Streptophyta; Magnoliopsida; Poales; Poaceae. The record is from RefSeq and is a predicted model, not a curated record.
AUUGCUGUCCACUAAAUCGCCAUUGUUGACUCACCACAUGUUAUCAUGUUCAUGCGCGCGCGCUUUCUCUCGUAAGUAUAAAGCUACUAGCUCUGCCCAAUUUUUGUUUAGAACGAAUUAGCUUUGCUCCAUUGUUGCACCAUGUACGCACUGACGCCCCGCUGCAACCUCCCGUCGCUCCGUCGGGCGCCACCGCCGUGCCGGGCGGCCACGCCGACGACGCCGGCUAUAUCCGCCACACCGUCCCGCGCCGACCCGGAUGAGCUGCGGUCGACGUGGCCGCAGCGCGCGUGGACGCUGGCCGGCUCGGCCGCCGUCCUCUCCUCCCUCUCCGCGUCGGCCUCCCUCGCCGCCGACUCCGGCUCCUACGCCGAGCCGAUCGCCGCCGCGCUCGCCGCCUACUCCCUCGCCGACCUCGCCACGGGCGUCUACCACUGGCUCGUCGACAACUACGGCGACGCCUCCACGCCGCUCGUCGGCGCGCAGAUCGCCGCCUUCCAGGGCCACCACCGCCACCCGACCACCAUCACGCGCCGGGAGCCCUGCAACAACCUGCACGCGCUGGCCCGCGCCAUCGCGUUCGCGCUCCCCGCCGUGGACGCCGCGGUGACGGCCGCCCACGCGCCAGCCGCCGCGCACGCCUUCGCCGGCACCUUCGCGGCGUGCGUGGUGCUGAGCCAGCAGUUCCACUCGUGGGCGCACGAGAAGCGCCGGCGGCUGCCGCCCGGCGUCGAGGCGCUGCAGGCCGCCGGCGUGCUCGUGUCGCGCGCGCAGCACGCCGCGCACCACCGCCAGCCCUACAGCACCAACUACUGCAUCGUCAGCGGCAUGUGGAACGGGGUGCUGGACAGGAACAGGGUGUUCGAGGCGCUGGAGAUGGUCGUCUUCCUCCGCACCGGCGUCCGCCCGCGUUCAUGGGACGAAACCGACGCUGCAUGGAUGGAGGAAGCCGGCGAUGCUGCUGCAGCCACUGCCAUUGCCGGUAGCGACAGUUCGUAACAUGCACUGAUCAUGGGCUCUGACCUCUGAGUGAUGGAAUGUACAUACAUACAUACGAUUCUGUGGUAUACGGGGGGGAUGAACGGGUUUGAAUCGAAUACUUCAUCCUUGAUUCCUUGUGAUUGAAAGGUUUCAAGUAGUAAAAGAGUUUAGUUAGAUGGAACGAAAUUCAAAAUUUUAUGUAUACUUAGGUUGAUGUUGAACAGGCACUGUUCUUGAUGCACUGGAUCCAAAUCUAAAUCUUGCGGUGUAUAUGCGAAGAGAAGAAAUGCUAAAAAAAUGAUUAUUUCUA